GGAGGAGGAUGAUGAAUUGAAUGAUAGCUAGAAAAGUUAUAUCAAAUAAUAUAACCUUUAUUUUUUUCUUUUAGCUGUGAUUACAACAUAGUAUGUUUCACUUAUGAAUGUGAUCUUUGUUAGUGUUCUCCUAGGUGUUAGGGAUUCUUCAUGCCCUCUUAAAUUUCUUUUCUUUGAAUAAAAGCUCUGGAACAUAAAGCUGAAGGAAGCAUGAAUUCAACAUCAACACACUUCGUGCCACAGAGUAGAGUUGGUAUAUACGAGCCUCUCCAUCAGUUUGGUAUGUGGGGAGAAACUUUCAAGAGUAAUAUUGGCAAUGGGGCAAAUAUGAACACUCCAAACCACAUUCUAAUACCAAAUAAUCAAAAACUAGACAACAACAACAACUUGUCAGAGGAUACUUCCCAUGGAACCCCACACAUGUUUGAUCAAGAAGCUUCUACGUCCAGACAUCCUGAUAAGAUACAGAGACGGCUUGCGCAGAACCGCGAGGCUGCUAGGAAAAGUCGCUUGCGCAAGAAGGCUUAUGUUCAGCAGCUGGAAACAAGCAGGUUGAAGCUAAUACAAUUAGAGCAAGAACUUGAUCGUGCUAGACAACAGGUUGAUGAAGCCAAAAUUUAUUUUAGGUUUAUUUCCAUUUCCAAAAUACAUCGCAAACUCUCAUAUAAAAUUGGAUGUUUUCAGGGGUUCUACGUUGGUAAUGGCAUAGAUACUAGCUCUAUAGGUUUCUCCGAAACCAUGAAUCCAGGGAUUGCUGCGUUUGAGAUGGAAUAUGGACACUGGAUAGAAGAACAGAACAAGCAGAUAUUUGAACUAAGAACGGUUUUGCAUGGACAUGUUACCGAUGUGGAGUUACGUUCUCUAGUGGAAAACACCAUGAAACAUUACUUUGAGCUUUUCAGGAUGAAGUCAGCAGCUGCAAAAGCAGAUGUGUUCUUCGUCAUGUCAGGGAUGUGGAGAACUUCUGCAGAACGGUUCUUUCUUUGGAUUGGUGGGUUUCGACCCUCUGAUCUUCUCAAGGUUCUUUUGCCACAUUUUGAUGUGAUGACUGAUCAACAAGUUCUAGAUGUAUGUAACUUAAGACAAUCUUGUCAGCAAGCCGAAGAUGCGUUGUCUCAAGGCAUGGAGAAGCUACAACACACGAUUGCGGAAUGUGUUGCACGUGGAGGACUUGGUGAAGGGAACUAUAUUCCUCAGGUUAAUUCUGCUAUGGAGAGAUUAGAAGCUUUGGUCAGUUUUGUUAAUCAGGCUGAUCACUUGAGACAUGAAACAUUGCAACAAAUGCAUCGGAUAUUGACCACAAGGCAAGCGGCUAGAGGGUUAUUGGCACUUGGUGAGUAUUUUCAACGGCUUAGAGCCUUGAGCUCGAGCUGGGCAACUAGACAUCGUGAACCAACAUAAAUUUUAAGUUUCUAAAAACAGCAAGAAGAAUCAAGAAAAACAGAGGAUUACUACAUAAUAAAUGGGGGUUGCUGCUGAUGAUUAUUUUUUAUUCUGCGGCCCAAUCAGAAGAACAAUUGAAAAACGUGUACUAAACUUGUAAAUAUCAGAAAAGGUGAGGCGUUCGUUUUCCGGGUGUAGCCUUUAAAGAGACAAGUUUUUCGGAUGUUUGCUUGAUUAUAUAGAAGUUGGUCCCAAAUUAAUAAUAAUAAUAAAUAAGUGUGUGUUCAAGUUAUUAUCAAUGGGGUAUUCAAUCUGGUAACCAAACCAAAAUAGAGAAAAUGGCUUACAUUUGGUAGUAUCGAAUAAACCGAAUAGAUGUUAAUCAUAAGAAACUACGGUAUAUGGAUAUAGUUUGGUAUAUAAACCGAACGAACCGAGGAAACCAAUUUGU
Eruca vesicaria subsp. sativa (arugula) is the source of this 1834-nucleotide messenger RNA. The record is from the annotation of a GenBank genome assembly. NCBI's taxonomy places the organism in Eukaryota, Viridiplantae, Streptophyta, Magnoliopsida, Brassicales, Brassicaceae.